CUUCUCCACACGCCUUGGAUGGUUGGCAAAUAAUUUUCAUUUUCUCUCUCAACUUUCCCGGAAACCAAACAGACAUCCUUUUCUCCUGUCAGAGACUUUGUUCAGAGAUUGUUCUUCAAUACUCUCUCUCUCUCACCCAUUCUGCUUCUGCAAGAUCUUCUUCUUCUGCUUCACUGGCCGAGCAUGUGCUAGAUCAUCUCGUCUUAACUGCAAUCGGACAAACCAGGUGCUUCCUUGCUUGCUUUGUUAAGUUUGGGAGGAACUUGAAAGUUCAAAUUCGCUUUCUUUCGGUGAGGCCGAGGGAAUAAAAUAGCACAUUCGAAUUUUCAAUAUUUCUACGUUUUUUUGUUUUCAAAUUUGCGUGUUGGAUCGGGAAGGGUUUAGGUUCGGUUAACUGUAGAAGGUGGUGUUUCUUGGUUGGGGCUAUUUAAGGGGGGAAAAAUGUCUUUGGCAUCCAGGGUCCUGCCUGCUCUCCAGCCCAUGAAAUCGCUGCCUCCUGAUCGAAGGGAAAACUGUGGAGAUGCUAAAUUGAGAAGCUCUGAUGUGAUUGGAACAAGUAGUCCUAUAGAUGAUGCUCUGAUAGGGGAGGAGGUUUCUGAGGAAGCUCAGGACCGUGCAGGGGACAACGGUCUUUUUGAUGAGGACUUAGCGUAUAGUGGAAAAGGCGUGUCAGUAGAGGAAAGGCCAUCAACUGCUGAUGAAGACUUAGAAUCUGUUCCCCUGCCAUUCCAACCGGUUUCAAUGUCCUCCAGGGAGCUCAGGUGGAGUGAUACAACACCUUAUGCUUCAAAGAAGAAGCUUCAGUCUUGGUUUCAACUUCCAAAUGGGAAUUGGGAGCUGGUAAAGAUAAUAACAACUUCAGGAACUGAGUCUGUCAUUUCACUGCUUGAUGGGAAGGUUUUGAAAGUGAAAGAAGAAAUUUUAGUGCAAGCAAAUCCUGAUAUUCUUGAUGGACUGGAUGACCUCAUGCAGCUUAGUUAUUUAAACGAACCAUCAGUUUUGUACAAUCUGCAAUAUAGAUACAAUCAAAAUAUGAUUUAUACGAAAGCGGGGCCUGUUUUGGUUGCUAUAAAUCCCUUUAAGAAAGUUCCUCUGUAUGGUAACGAAUAUAUUGAAGCCUACAAGCGCAAAUCAGUUGAAAGCCCUCAUGUAUAUGCAAUUACAGACACAGCCAUCCGAGAAAUGAUACGAGAUGAAGUUAAUCAGUCUAUAAUUAUAAGUGGUGAGAGUGGAGCAGGGAAGACUGAGACAGCGAAGAUAGCAAUGCAAUACUUGGCUGCCCUUGGAGGUGGAAGUGGAAUAGAGUAUGAGAUAUUAAAGACUAAUCCAAUACUAGAAGCCUUUGGUAAUGCAAGAACAUUGAGGAAUGACAACUCAAGUCGCUUUGGAAAGCUUAUUGAGAUUCACUUCAGUGAAACUGGAAAAAUCUCUGGUGCUAAUAUUCAAACAUUUUUGCUGGAAAAGUCUAGAGUAGUCCAAUGCAAUGAAGGGGAAAGGUCAUAUCAUAUAUUUUAUCAGUUAUGUGCUGGUGCACCACCAGCUCUCAGGGGGAAGCUAAACAUACAAAAUGCAGAAGACUAUAAGUAUUUGAGACAGAGCAAUUGUUAUUCAAUCACAGGUGUUAAUGAUGCAGAAGAAUUUCGCGUAGUCAUGGAAGCUCUUGAUGUUGUCCACAUCAGUAAAGAAGACCAAGAGGCUGUAUUUGCGAUGCUUGCUGCAGUACUAUGGUUAGGAAAUGUAUCAUUUACCGUGAUUGAUAAUGAAAACCAUGUUCAAGCUGUAGAAAAUGAGGGUCUGUUCCAUGUUGCCAAAUUGAUCGGCUGUGACAUUGAAGAUCUCAAGUUGGCUCUGUCAACACGCAAAAUGAAAGUUCGUAAUGAAAAUAUUGUCCAGAAGUUGACACUGUCACAGGCAGUUGAUGCAAGAGAUGCUUUGGCAAAGUCAAUAUAUGCAUGCCUGUUUGAUUGGUUGGUUGAACAAAUAAACAAAUCACUUGCUGUUGGCAAAAGACGUACUGGCAGAUCAAUCAGUAUUCUAGAUAUAUAUGGCUUUGAAUCAUUCAAUAGGAAUAGUUUUGAGCAGUUCUGCAUAAAUUAUGCAAAUGAAAGAUUGCAGCAACACUUCAAUCGUCAUUUAUUUAAGUUAGAACAGGAGGAAUAUAUACAAGAUGGCAUUGAUUGGGCUAAAGUUGAAUUUGAAGACAACCAAGACUGCCUCAAUCUUUUUGAGAAGAGGCCAUUAGGGUUAUUAUCUCUGUUAGAUGAAGAGUGCACUUUUCCAAAUGGCACGGAUUUGACAUUUUCUAACAAGCUUAAACAGCAUUUGUGUUCUAAUUCGUGUUUCAAAGGAGAAAGAGACCAAGCCUUUACUGUUUGUCAUUAUGCUGGGGAGGUCACCUAUGAUACAGCUGGAUUUCUGGAGAAAAACAGGGACCUAUUGCACUUGGAUUCCAUCCAACUUCUAUCCUCAUGUACAUGUCGUCUUCCUCAAACAUUUGCAUCCCAUAUGCUUACUCAGUCUGAUAAGCCAGUAGUUGGCCCCUUACACAAGUCAGGUGGGGCAGAUUCUCAAAAGCUAAGUGUUGCAACAAAAUUCAAGGGCCAAUUGUUCCAACUGAUGCAACGUUUAGAGAGCACUACUCCUCAUUUUAUUCGCUGCAUUAAGCCCAAUAAUCUUCAAUCACCUGAAUCAUAUCAGCAAGCACUUGUACUGCAACAACUGAGAUGCUGUGGGGUCCUGGAAGUGGUUCGAAUAUCUAGAUCAGGCUUUCCAACAAGAAUGUCUCACCAAAAGUUUGCCAGAAGAUAUGGUUUUCUUCUCCUCGAUAAUGUUGCAUCUCAGGAUCCACUUAGUGUUUCAGUUGCAAUUCUUCAUCAGUUUAAUAUUUUGCCCGAGAUGUAUCAAGUCGGCUACACAAAGUUAUUUUUUCGAACAGGGCAGAUUGGUGUGCUUGAAGAUACUAGAAACCGUACCCUUCAUGGUAUUUUACGAGUCCAAAGUUGCUUCAGGGGUUACAAAGCUCGAUGUUCUCUCAAAGAGUUCCAGGGAGGAAUCACUACUCUGCAGUCAUUUAUUAGGGGAGCAAAAACCAGAAAAGUAUAUGCAGCUUUACUUCAGAGACAUAGAGCUGCUAUUACAAUACAAAAGCAGAUAAAAGUAGUAUUUACAAGAAACAGAACGAGGACAAUUCGUGGUGCUGCAACUGUCAUACAGUCUGUUAUUCGUGGAUGGUUGGUCAGGAGGUGCUCAGCAAAUAUUGCAUUUUUGAACUCUGGAGACAUGAAGAUAAAAGAUUCAGAUGAGGUUCUUGUCAAGGCAUCUUUCCUAGCUGAAUUACAGCGUCGGGUACUGAAGGCCGAAGCUGCCCUGAGAGAAAAGGAAGAGGAAAAUGACAUUCUUCACCAACGUCUGCAACAAUAUGAUAGCAGAUGGUCCGAGUAUGAAUUGAAGAUGAAAUCCAUGGAAGAGGUGUGGCAGAAACAAAUGAGAUCCCUACAAUCCAGCCUUUCCAUUGCAAAGAAGAGCCUUGCUAUUGAUGACUCUGAAAGAAGUUCAGAUGCAUCUGUUAAUGCAAGUGACGAGCGCGAUCACAGCUGGGAUGUGGGAAGCAAUCACAGGCGCCAAGAAAGCAAUGGGACGAGAUCAACGAGUGCGGGUUUGAGUGUUAUAAGUCGGAUGGCUGAAGAAUUCGAGCAGAGGAGUCAAGUAUUUGGUGAUGAUGCCAAGUUCUUGGUUGAGGUGAAAUCGGGUCAAGUGGAAGCAAGUUUGAACCCAGAUCAAGAGCUUAGAAGGCUAAAACAGAUGUUUGAAGCUUGGAAAAAGGAUUAUGGGGCAAGACUGCGUGAGACAAAAGUGAUUUUAAAUAAACUUGGAAGUGAAGAUAGUGCACUUGACAAAGUGAAGAAGAGUUGGUGGGGAAGGCGAAACAGUACUAGGAUAAAUUGAUUUAUUUUUUCAAUUCAUUUUCAUUUCAUUUCAUUUUUUUGGUUUGGCUUUGGUCUAUGCACUGUUUCAAGGGCAUUGCCAACUAUAUAUCCCAAAACAAGUAAAAUACAGAGGGAAAGGUAAAAAUAGGAAUGGUAAGAAAAGCCAACGGAUUUAUAGGUUAAGUUGGGUUAGUUAUUGCUAGCUGCCUUUAUCAUAACUUUCUGCUUGAGAUGUGAAGACGUAUACUACAAACUGUAGUGAUUCAUGUCAAAUAUGUUAUGGAGGCUAAAAAAAUGUAAUACACAAGAAACAACUUAUUGAUUGUGCAAAAGUCAUUGUAAAAUAGUGAUAUUUAUAGAAAUUUAAGCUUGCAUA
Molecule: messenger RNA, 4302 nt
Organism: Lotus japonicus
Lineage: Eukaryota; Viridiplantae; Streptophyta; Magnoliopsida; Fabales; Fabaceae
Product: myosin-1-like
Exons: 23
Coding region: 442-3945 (1167 amino acids)
Biological process (GO): vesicle transport along actin filament; actin filament organization
Cellular component (GO): vesicle; cytoplasm; myosin complex
Molecular function (GO): microfilament motor activity; ATP binding; actin filament binding
Source: RefSeq, a predicted model, not a curated record